Molecule: messenger RNA, 1377 nt
Organism: Emys orbicularis (European pond turtle)
Lineage: Eukaryota; Metazoa; Chordata; Testudines; Emydidae
Gene: CDR2
Product: cerebellar degeneration related protein 2
Exons: 5
Coding region: 1-1377 (458 amino acids)
Source: RefSeq, a predicted model, not a curated record
AUGUUGGCCGACAGCCUGGUGGAGGAGUUCGAGAUCCGCGAUGAUGAGCCCUGGUACGAUCAGCAGGACCUGCAGCAAGAUCUGCAUCUUGCUGCUGAGCUUGGGAAGACAUUAUUGGAUCGUAACACAGAACUGGAGGAAUCUUUGCAGCAAAUGUAUGCAACCAAUCAAGAGCAACUACAAGAGAUAGAGUACCUUACAAAGCAAGUGGAGCUCUUACGUCAGAUGAAUGACCAGCAUGCAAAGGUUUAUGAACAGCUGGAUGUUACAGCAAGAGAACUGGAAGAUGCUAAUCAAAAACUAGUUGUGGAUAGUAGAGUGUCACAACAAAAGAUAUUAAGCCUGACAGAGACUAUUGAAAGUCUGCAAACCCAUAUAGAUGACCUUCAGAGACAAGUGGAGGAAUUGAAGAAAUCUGGACGAGGCCAUAUGAACCAUGAGAGAUCUGAGCAGCCACGAUCCGUGCACAGCUUCUCAUGUUUGAAGGAGCUGUAUGACCUUCGCAAGUAUUUUGUUUACGAUCAUAUUUUUGCAGAAAAAAUUACUUCAAUGGAUAGUCAGCUGAGUCCCAUAGAAGAAGAAAAUGAGAACUUAAAAAAGGCUUUGACUGUAUUACAAGCCCAACUUAAUCUUGAAAAGGAGAAAAGAGUGACGAUGGAAGAGGAAUAUCAACUUAUGGUAAAGGAGAACUGUGACCUUGAACAGAGGCUGGUUGAUAAAGACUUAUACCGGGCUCGGGCAGAAGAGCUUGAAUUAGAAGUGGCUGAAAUGCGGCAGAUGUUUCAGUCUGAAAACACAUUUGUCAACAGCAUGGAGAAUCUAGUUCCAGAAUCAUUUUUUAUUUCAUUUAAAGAGUCUUUAGAAAGGGAAAUUAGUCAAAGCCCUUCAGAGGAUGCAUCCUUGACUGUCCCCCAGCUUGAUAAAAGGGCCCUAAAAAGAAGCAGCAGUGAGACCUUCCUAAGCAGUGCUGCAGGAGGAGACCUUCUAAAGGGCCAUGAAGAAACCUGUAUUAGAAGAGCUGAAGCUGUGAAGCAGCGAGGCAUCUCCUUGCUUAAUGAAGUGGACGCUCAGUAUAAUGCUCUGAAGGUUAAGUACGAGGAACUUCUGAAGAAGUGUCAAAUGGAUGAAGAUUCUUUGAAACAUAAGGCUGUACAAACCUCAAAACCGUAUUCCAAAGACACUAGUGUGGGGAACAUCCAGUCUGACCGUUCAGCUACUGAUCAAGAGUAUGGAAAUGUUGAACUAACGGGCUCACCCACAAAUGCUAUACCUGAAUAUAAAGCUCUCUUUAAGGAAAUUUUUAGUUGUAUCAGAAAAACAAAGCAAGAAAUAGAUGAACAUAGAACAAAAUAUAAGCGUUUCUCUUCUCAGCCCUAA